AUGCUAGUUAUCAAACGAAUAAGGGAUGGGCCGUUUAACCCUAUUAAAGUGGCGGAGCUUAUUCUUGACAAUGGUCAAUGGGACAUACAAAAGUUGAGGUGCCUUUUUGAUCACGAAACUGUUGCGGCAAUCUUGAAAAGGGGUAACCCCUCUGGUUUGGGCCCUGAUAGAUGGCAAAAUCCUGGAGCGACACAAGAUUAUGUGGUGGAGUAUUUUGUCAAACGCUCUCCCGGUGAGAGCUGUGAUCGCUCGCAGAUUCCAAAUAGCAGACACCUGGCCCCACUUUGUGGAAGUGGUGAGGAAUCUGUUGAACAUCUAUUUCUUUCCUGUGAGGUGGCUCAACACUUAUGGCGUUCUUCUCCUUGGGGUAUCUAUCCGGUCUGUGACACGGGUAUUCGCGCCUGGGAUUGGGUCAAGUUCAUCUGGGAUCUAAAAUACAAAGGAGCUAAUGUUGAUGAUAUUUUCUUGUAUGCUUCUAUUAUUGUGGAUACUUUAUGGAGGGUGCGUAAUGACAAGAUCCAUAAUAACUGCCCUGUUGAUUUUAACAAAUGCUUUGAUAUUAUUUGUACUUCCUAUGCAGAUAUGUAUGAUUCUUUGCUCUCUAGUCCCACUCCUGUGUUACCAAUUGCCUGGUCCCCUCCUCCUCUGGACUGGAUUAAGCUCAAUUGUGAUGUGAAAGUGGGCCUGGAAAGUAUGUGUAUUGCUGUAGUGGCUAGAGAUCAUUUCGGCAGAGUGCUUAGAGUUCACACAGCUCGGGAGGAUUUCUCGGAUGCUCUGUGCGGUGAAGCUGCGGCUUGCUGUUUGGCGGUGUCAAUCGCUUUGGAUUCCGGCUACAAGUUUGUUAUUGUGGAGAAUGAUUCGAGGGUAGUUAUCGAUGCCAUCAAUGGGAAGGGUUCUCAUUGGGCUUUAGUGAACUAUAUCUCAUUUUGUACUAAAUCUUCUCCUUCUUUUAAUAGUUGUAUUUUCUCUUAUGUCAGUAGAACUUGUAACUUUGCCGCUCAUAAUGUGGCUAGAUGGGCCUUCGCCCAUCAGAUGUAUGGGUCCCUACCGGUUUCUUCUAUUCCGGAUGCUCUAUUUUGUAACGACCGUGAGGUCUAA
This is a messenger RNA of Cannabis sativa, 1098 nucleotides long. RefSeq lists its product as uncharacterized. The record is from RefSeq and is a predicted model, not a curated record. Gene Ontology annotation, molecular function: RNA-DNA hybrid ribonuclease activity; nucleic acid binding. The transcript is spliced from 3 exons. NCBI's taxonomy places the organism in Eukaryota, Viridiplantae, Streptophyta, Magnoliopsida, Rosales, Cannabaceae. The coding region runs from base 1 to 1098 and encodes 365 amino acids.